UUGGGUGAGAACGGAGAGGAGUUUCAGGGCUCAUUUCGUCGUUUCAGCUUUUACUUGUACUGCCGACGGUGGAGAGGAACUGAGGAAGAAGGAGAGACAAUGGCGGGGGAUAACGAGUCGGCCGUAAGAUUCGGCAUCAUGGGUUGUGCGGGGAUAGCAAGGAAAGUGUCUCGGGCGAUUCGGCUGUCUCCUGCCGCCCGUCUGACGGCGGUCGCGAGCCGGUCCGCGGAGAAGGCCCGGCAGUUCGCCGCCGAGAAUGAGUUCCCGGAGGACGCCCGCGCGUACGGCUCCUACGAGGAGCUCCUGGACGACCCGGCGGUCGACGCCGUCUACGUGCCACUCCCCACGUCGCUCCACCGCCAGUGGGUUGCGGCGGCCGCGAGGAAGGGGAAGCACGUGCUUGUGGAGAAGCCCGCUGCCCUCGACGCGGCGGAGCUGGAGGAGAUGCUGGGGGAGUGCGAGUCGAACGGGGUGCAGUUCAUGGAUGGCACGAUGUGGAUGCACCAUCCGCGGACGGCAAGGAUGAAAUCGCUCCUCAACGACGCCGCACAAUUCGGCGAUCUCAGAUGGAUACACACUUCAUCAACAUUUCAUGGAAACCAAUAUUUCUUGGAGAAUGACAUAAGGGUGAAACCUGAUUUGGAUGGGCUUGGUGCCCUUGGAGAUACAGGUUGGUAUUGUAUAAGGGCCAUAUUAUGGGCCUUCAACUACCAGCUCCCCAAGAGGGUAACUGCCCUACCAGGCACUGUCUUUAACAAAGAUGGAGUAAUUCUAGCUUGUGGGUCUUCCAUGGACUGGAAUGAUGGCAGGUUAGCAACCUUCUACUGCUCAUUCCUCUCACAUACAUCCAUGGACCUCUCUCUUCAUGGAUCCAACGGCUGCCUUCAACUCAAGGACUUCAUCAUCCCCUUCCAGGAGAGCUCGGCCUCUUUCCUGCUUUCUGCUAAUGUUGGUUUAAAUGAGCUUCACACUGGCUGGACAUCCAAACCCAAGGAAUUUGAGGUUGUGAAUGAAUUGCCGCAGGAAGCGCUCUUGAUUGAAGAAUUCUCCAGGUUGGUUAGGGCAAUCCGCAGUUCAGGUUCCCCACCAGACCCAAUGUGGCCUGAUAUUUGUCUGAAGAACCAGCUGGUGCUUGAUGCUGUGAAGAAAUCAAUCGAACAGGGCUGCAAAUCAGUGGAAUUGGGAAACAUGAAGUCAUCGAUGUCACUUGGGACAAACAGCAGAUGAUCUUACAGGUGUGUUGCAGCAUGUAGUGCAAAGCUGCUUGAGUAAAAAAUAAAGCUGCUCUACUUAAGAUGUUUAUUGAUCACAUUAGAUGUUCCUAUCUAUGUAGGCAUCUGCAGAAACAGUUUUAGGAGCCAUUAUGAGAUAGAUGAACACUGAAUGGCUACCAAAUAAAAUUAGAAACGGUUUAGUUUUAGUUGCA
Molecule: messenger RNA, 1426 nt
Organism: Nymphaea colorata (pocket water lily)
Lineage: Eukaryota; Viridiplantae; Streptophyta; Magnoliopsida; Nymphaeales; Nymphaeaceae
Exons: 2
Coding region: 100-1227 (375 amino acids)
Molecular function (GO): nucleotide binding
Source: RefSeq, a predicted model, not a curated record